Messenger RNA from Paramormyrops kingsleyae, 2614 nucleotides. Lineage: Eukaryota; Metazoa; Chordata; Actinopteri; Osteoglossiformes; Mormyridae. The record is from RefSeq and is a predicted model, not a curated record.
UUUGAGCUUUUACAAGCAAUCGAUUGUCGCACGUAUCGUUUUUAAAGGCGAAUGCGUACUUGCGUACCAGUUAUGUCCCAUCGCUGGAUAUAUUGUUCCCAAACGCUGCAACCACGACACUUAAAUUGUCAUACAUUUACUGAAACAUUUUAGAAAAAGAAGCGGAGCAUUCGGGAUUUCCGCCCUGUAAGUUCAGCCCGGACCCGCCCGUUCAUUAUUUCCGAUUCCGCGAAAUGAUUACGGACCGGAAAAUGCUGGGGGGGGGGGACAUGCUACGCAUAUAAGCAGCUGCCAGAUCGAUGUCCGAAAAUGUUACCACGACUCCCUGUUGAUGACGCUCGGGCGGACGGCUUGAAGCCGCGCUGGGCGCGCCGUGACUGGGCGCACCGCCUGCUGACCGCCGCUCUUCUAUGGUUCUUCGCGGGAUCCGUGAGAGCAAGUUGCCCUAGACCUGAAUCCAGUGCAGAUAUGGUCUUGGCUGGGGAAGCCCUUCUAAGGCUUCAUAAGAAUGAUUUCCCUGAGGGGUCAACUGCUACCUUUCAGUGCAGUGUUGGUUAUGUGCGGGAUAGUGGCCAGCCAGACAUCUCCUGCAUCGGAGGAAAAUGGACCGAAGUAACCCUGAAAUGCAAAAAAAAAUCCUGUGGUUCGCCUGGGGAGGUGCAGAAUGGGAGAUUUGAUUUUACUAAUGGGAUUGAAUUUGGUGCCGUAGUCAAAGCAUUUUGUAAUGAAGGCUACGUGAUUGUAGGUCAGGAUUAUAGACAGUGUCUUGAUAAAGGCUGGACUGGAAGAAUUCCUACAUGUGAAGUGGUACAGUGUGAAGAGCCUCCUGAAGUCCCGAAUGGAAAGAUUGUAUCAGGACACUCCAGUGAAUUCCCACAGUAUCGGGAUACCAUUCAAUACGAAUGCAAUGCUGGCUACACGCUUGUUGGGAAAAUGCAUAUAAUGUGUAAUGCAACUGGGGAAUAUGAACCACAAGCUCCGGCAUGCAGCAAAGAUACUGAUAGAGGGAUUGUAUUGGACCCUAGAGAAAGAACACCGUCUGUCACAGUUGAUGAAGAUGAAGAGACCACAUCUGCUGUGACAGAAGUGGACAAUGCUGGUAGAUCCACUGAGUUGCCAGCAAAGGAGCUGUAUAAGGUCCAUCUUCAAAAACAAAUAAGAAAAAGUGAGAUGGAGAUGGACCUUAUACAGCUUCAAAUGGAAGAGAAAAGGCUAUCCAUUAAAAAAGCAAAACUAGAAAUUGAAUUAUUGGAGCAUCGCCUUAAGGUUGAUGGAGCCCGGCCACCUUAUAAAUUACACAAUUUUGUCACAUUUGCGUGCAACAAUGGCUAUAAAAUGGACGGCGGGGCAGAAAUGACAUGUACAGUAGAUGGCUGGUCACACUGGCCAACCUGUAAGCCAGGCAACAGCAAUUCUGCUGUUAUCGGUCUCGUUAUUGGUGUUGCUGUUCUUGCUGUUCUGACUGCCAUAGGAGGAUGUGUGUUAUAUGGAAUACACAAAAAGAAAACUGGUGAUUACCACACCAGAGAGGAAGAGCUGCAGGUUAUGGACAUAUCUUAGGGUUUGUUCUCAGAUUCUUGCUCAAGCACGAGGGAUUAUCAGUCUGCCGUUCGUUCUUAGCAUCGACCCAUUUCUCAAGAAAGAAUCAUCUUUUUCAACCCGCCGUCUUUGGUCAGAAAUUAAUUUGUGGUUGUUACUUUUUUUUUUUCCUCCAUGGCUGUUUAUGUCAUUAGUUUUGAAUGGGAAAUAUCUUCUGUGCCCUAAAACGGUGAUGCAGUGUGUGAGAGAGAUGGAGUAUUCAUUAUGUACAUAGCUAUAUGAAUAUUUGCCUUUCAGUCUUAAAUCUUUAGUUUAAAUAAUGGUAUUUAUUUUUGCACCUCACUAUUCAAUCUGGGUAAAGAAGUGAGGUUGUGUAAAAAUAUAUAUAUAUAUUUUCUGUCUGAUAAAGCGUGACAAGUUUCGUCGGAAGGGCGGUUGUGACAUGUUUUUGCAUGGAGGAAGCUGUAAUGGAAGGACAAAUGCAAUGUGUGAAACGAUACCAAGCUGAAAUGCACAGCUGAACUGUGAAAAGGGGUCAGAUUCCCUUUGAAUUUAUAUACCAGUGGCAGCCUAUUUUGGCUUUAAUACUCCUCCUAUUUUGUUAGGCUGAGGUGACAUUCUCACUGCCUGAGACCAAAGGAACCAUCAACGCUAACAUUUGUUCACAAUGUUUUUAUACUUGCACCUUACUGUACAUUUAAUCAGCACUGUGUUCUGAGUAUCUUAUGCCAUUUCACUGUGUUGCAUUUUAUGUAAAGCUGAAAGUUUUAAUGCACUUGUUACAGAUGAAAAUGAAAACAACUUGAUUUACUAGAAUUCAAAAUAUUCCAAAAAUGUAUGUGACUCAAAAAGAAAUUGAGUUGCUGUUUUAUGGUGAUGCUGUUUCGCUGAGAGCCUGCCUUGAUGGUAAACACAAACAUUCCUCUGUGUUUUAUUACCUGCUAUGUAGAUAGCUAAGUAGCUUUAUAAGCUUGCAGAAGAACAAUUGUUGGCUACUUAAAGAGAUUAGCCUUAUCUCCUAUGUUAAUACCUCAGAUUGUUUAGGGUCUUGAAAUAAAGAUCCACUGUCAAGAUA